This is a messenger RNA of Plasmodium malariae, 1620 nucleotides long. Its product is annotated as CPW-WPC family protein, putative. NCBI's taxonomy places the organism in Eukaryota, Apicomplexa, Aconoidasida, Haemosporida, Plasmodiidae. The transcript has a single exon. The record is from RefSeq and is a predicted model, not a curated record. Bases 1 to 1620 code for a protein of 539 amino acids.
AUGAAGAAAAUUUUUAUACUCCACAUUUGCGUUUUUAUAAUUUUUAUGAACUGUUCAGGAAAGUUGAAAUCAGAGAAUGAAAAUAAAAAAAAAAUUACAAAUGGCGCAAGUGGUGAGCGGAAAAUAAGUAAAUAUAAUUAUGGAUCCUUAAAAAAAAAAUUCAACAUAGAAAACAAGGAGGAAAAGGAAAACCAAAGUAUUAUGGAACAUAUCUCGGAUAACGUAAGUCAAAAUAGUGAAGAAGAAGAAGAAUUAAAAAACAAAAAUGGGGGAUCAUAUAAUUCUCAUCCCAAUGAUGAACAUCCAUACGAUGAGUAUACAAAAUGCAUAAAUACAAUUGAGAAAGAAUUUAAGGAUAAAGAAAAUAGUGAAUAUUUAAAAAUGAAAGAGGAAUUAGAAAAAUUAUGUUUAAAAAAAAAAGCUGAAGAUGAGGAAAAAAAAAAGGAGGAAGAAAAAAGGAAAUUACAAAGGGAUAUGCAAAAUAAUGCUACAGAAAAAGAAAAACAAAACAGAGAAAUCAUAUCACAGUUAGGCUUAUCUAGUAAACUUGUAAUAUCGAACGAAAUUUUGAGUGAAUCAUUAUCAGAAGUAAAAAAUUGUUUACGAAAUUAUAGAGAAAAAUGUCCGCUUAACUGGGAACUAAGUAAAGAUAAUACUGAUUAUUGUACUGCCCCUGAAUCUUACAUAGGACCAUGUGGAAAACAAAUCCAUAAUGAUGUUGAUAUAAGUGAAAAAAUGAGGAUAGAAAAAAAAUGCUUUGUAUUUUGGAAAUGUGAUAAUAAUUGUAUUCAAGAUUUUGAAAAUUCAACAUGUCCAUUAGAUUGGGUAAUAAUGGAUGAAGAAUAUUGCAUAGCACCAGAUAAUUAUGUAGGAAAUUGUUUAAAUAAAAUAAAUUUCUUAAAUAUGAGUAAUAAAGAAAAAUCUAUCUACUCAAAUUUAUGUGAUAUUAAAUGGCCAUGCAAGGAAAAAUGUGAACAUGAUUACUCUGUUCUAUGUCCAGAUAGAUGGAUUGAAGGAAAUAAUGGAUACUGUUUCCCAACAAAUAGUUAUAAUGGAAAUUGUAAAGGAAAAAUAUACUUGAAACAUUUGAACAAAAUAAUGAAACAAACAUAUGAACAAAAAUGUCAAUUCAGUUAUCCUUGUAUUAAUUCAUGUGAAAAAAACUAUGACGAUUUAUGUCCUAACUCGUGGUUAUCAAUUAACGAAAAUGAAUGUGCUCCAUCCGAAUAUUAUAAUGGUAAUUGCAAAGAGAAUUAUAUAUUCAAAAAUAAAAAUCAAGAAGAAAAAAAACUAUUUGAAAAAUUGUGUGAUGUAUCUUAUUCUUGCAUUAAAAAAUGUAAGAGGGAUUAUUCCUUUAAUUGCCCAAUCGGAUGGAAAGAAACUCUAAGUUUCUGUUUAGCUCCUAUAUCAUAUAAACACAGCUGUAACAAAAUGAUGAAAAAAAAUAUGAACGUACAAGAAAAAACAGAAAUUAGCAAAAAAUGUAAUGUCUUUUGGCCUUGUUCAAACUAUGAAAUUCUUUUAAAAAAUUUAAUUAAUAGCAAUAUCUCGGAAGAAGAUUAUCUGUCCGUUGUGAAUGGUCCCGUCGAUAAUGUAACGGGUUCGGUGAUUUAUGUGUAA